UCAUGUCACGUGGUAGGGUCCGAUACAACCGCUCGACAGUAAAUAAACAUACCGUUGAGUUUGUGUUUGGGCUGGGAUUGAAGCUGUGUUUCUUACACUGCAGUUUUGGGGGAUUUCUUUGCUGAACACAGUAAUUGCAAACCAGAAUUGAACUUGCUUCGUGGACUGAUUGACCUCUAGAGUACAUUUUGGCCGGAGUGCAUCCAAAUGGAGCCAGGUUUAUGAAAGGAUAAAGUCAGAUGAUUUUUGUUGUUGUUUGGUCCAUUAUUUUUAAUCAGAAAUCUGCCUUAAUUUACAGUCAAUAAUUAACUUAAUAUUUAAGAUAUAGUGACAAUUCGUUCUCACCAGAGGGUCCAUUUAAUAGGUGUAAGCGGUUUGAAUCAUGUCACAGUCUUUAUGAGCAGAAGGUGUUUGCUCAGGAUGUUAUUUUUCCAUUUAGUUAGAGCACUUUAAGUAAUUCUCAUUCAUUGCAAUAUGAUUUAAAAUUGAUAAUGCAGAUGGAUGAGAUGAAACCCGGUCACUGCUUUGUUUUUGUUCCAACAAAUGUCUGUAAGAGACAACUCCAUCUGUCCUGACAUUUAAGUUGUUGAGUUCUAGUGUAAACAGCAUCCGUGUCCACAAUCAGCUGUCCUGCCAUCCUCCGGGAGAACAAGUGUUUCCCAGCAGCUUCACAACCAUGGCGUGGCAUUCAUUCUGCGUCCGGACACAUCUUCAUCUCUGAUGUCUCCCCUACGCCGUUUUUUCCCUAUACGAUUCUAUCUAGCCACGAGCCGCUGAUGGCUCAGGCCACUCAGAGGGUUCACAUUCCUGCGGUAAGCCUAUCUUAUUGACCCCCCCCCAACCCAACACCCUAAAAAAAGACACGACCAUCAGUGGCAUGGGCGGCCCUCCCCUUAUUUCCCCUGUCAGGAUUCUCUGACAGCUGGAACCAGUAGAGGACUCUCUGAUUUGCCACCAAAGCAUCUUCAAACUCAAAGGAACUCAAUGGAGGGAAGUCAAUGAGAAGAUCAACAACUUAAGGAACAUUUAAAAGUACAGAAAGGGGGUCAAAGUGCAAGAGAUUUAAGAGCUUGAAGAAUCCUAGAAGGCGCGCAGGACCAUGAGUACCUUUGGGUACGGCAAAGAGCUGAAGAAGCACGAGGAGGUGGACGAGGACGAACUGCUGGCCACUCUGUCCUCCGAGGAGCUCCAGGAGCUGGAGAGGGAGCUGGCCGCCCUCGAUGACAACGUCCCCAUUGGCAUGAGGCAGAAAGACCAGACCGCCAAAACCCAAACAGGGACCUUCGACAGGGACGCUUUGCUGAAAUACUGGGAGGAUGAGAACAUGAAGCUGCUGGAGGACGAGAGGAUGAAAGACAAACAGGAGGGACGCCAAGAUAAGAGCAGAGGGGAAGGAGUGACAGUGACCACCGACCCUAACCCCGACAAGACUUCAGACAGCGACAGGAAGAAGACUUCACCAAAGGGGAAGAAAGUGCAGAAUGUGACAAGCAAAAAUGAUGCAAAGGAAGAUCAAACAGAAAAGAAAGAUGAGUGCAAAAAGGAGGCUCCUAUCAGGAUUAAAUGUCCUCUGAAGAACGAUGUGUCAAAAGUCUCAAAGGGUGAAUCGGAAAUGACUGAAACCACAGAACAAAACCAAAACACAAUUUCCGACAGAGCGAGCGGGAACACUAUCGUCAUCGAUGAAACUCUGCAGCAGAUCCUGAGUAAUGACCCCACCGUAAGUGAGGUCAACCUCAACAACAUCGAAGAUAUUUCCCAGGAAACCUUGCUUCGUUUCCCUGAGGCCCUGUGCACAAACACUCAUGUCCACAUUUUCAGCCUCGCCAACACCCACGCUGACGACCGGGUUGCCUUUGCCGUCUCCAAGAUGCUGCGGGAGAACCGCUUCAUCAGAAACCUGAACAUCGAGUCCAACUUUGUGUCUGGUCAGGGCAUCCUGGCUCUGCUGGCAGCGCUGCAACACAACCAGACCCUGGUGGAGCUUCGCUUCCACAACCAGAGGCACAUUUGCGGGGGGAAGGUGGAGAUGGAGAUGGUCCAGUUGCUAAGGGAAAACACAACCUUGCUCAAGCUUGGUUACCAGUUCGACCUCCCGGGUCCGAGAAUGGCGGUGACCAGCAUCCUGACGCGCAACCAGGACCAGCAGCGACAGAGGAGGCUCCAAGAGAAGAAGGAGCAGAGUCCUCCAGAUGUCACUGGACAAGGUUCUUCUGCAGAAAACAGACUUCCAAACAAGCCAUCACAAUCUAAAACUGUCGAAAAGCAGAACAGAAAUCCUCCCCCUCCCCCUCCUCCUCCUUCUUUAGCAGUGCCUACGAGGAAGAUAUCGGAAAUGGUCAAACAGCACGAAUUCUCGAACAGCACAAAGACGCAGUCAAACCAAAAGAAGACGAAGACGAAGAAGCUGAAGAAUGGCGCCAACGAAAAGGAGAGCGCAGAUAUUUUCAAAGACCUGAAGAACACCUUGAAGCCGUCCCUGCAGAAGAGACGAGACGAACCGCCGCACCUGCCGCCGCCUCAGAGGUCAGGCCGUGACGACCUGAUGGCGGCGAUCCGCGGGAGCAGUAUCGGGUCCUUAAAGAGGGUGGAUCUGCCCGAGGCCUGAAAAUCACCUGCUCUACAAACCUGAACACCUCUCACUUUUUAUGAAGUAUUUCAUUUUUAUUUUCGCACUUAAAUGUCACUUUUUAAACAGUUUAUCUUUUUUAACUUGUCACACGACGUAGCAGCAGAGUGUUUUGUUACUGUGUGAAGCUGACUGUGAACUCUGAUGUGUUGGGAAAUAAAGUUAAUGUUAUGUCCACAA
Eleginops maclovinus (Patagonian blennie) is the source of this 2809-nucleotide messenger RNA. RefSeq names its product leiomodin 2 (cardiac) a (gene lmod2a). Gene Ontology annotation, molecular function: actin binding; tropomyosin binding. The record is from RefSeq and is a predicted model, not a curated record. The transcript has 3 exons. Gene Ontology annotation, biological process: pointed-end actin filament capping; actin filament organization; myofibril assembly. The coding region runs from base 1100 to 2608 and encodes 502 amino acids. Gene Ontology annotation, cellular component: cytoskeleton; myofibril; striated muscle thin filament. NCBI's taxonomy places the organism in Eukaryota, Metazoa, Chordata, Actinopteri, Perciformes, Eleginopidae.